GUACUCAAGCAUUGUGGGUUUAUUAUUCGAAUCAGACUGAUGGCCUAACCUGUCUAAAGGACGAGAAAAUAAACAUGACAUUUUCUGAUAUAUUUCUUAGGGAAUCCUUUAAAAAUGGCACUGUCACGCACACUGAUGUCAAUGAAUGGUAUUUCAAUAGGGGCCCCUUAGGGACAACCGACAAUUCAAUGAAAAUGAUUAACGAGAGCCGAACUGACCUUGUAAGAAAAUUUCUAAUGUAUAAUACAUCCAAUUACCAGUGCGCCGUGGUUAAAGUGGAAACAUGGACUGAGGACGGUCUCCCUCUGCUUGCUAAGGACAUAAAGGAUGAGAACCAAAACGCGGCGACUGGUGCUUUCACAUUGACAGUAUAUUACGAUCUGUCGGUAACGGAUCCUAAUAAAGAGGUUCCAACAGAUUGUAUCGAUAAAUAUAACGAAUAUGUUCGGACGGGAAAUAAGACGAUAUAUACAAAGGAUUGCCAGACGUCAAGCGGAAAGACAGACUGAUAAAAAGGACAACUUCUACGUAGCCUCCAGUUCUUAGAUGUGUGUCCUUCUUUUUUAUUUAGUCUAUAAAAAGAAAAUGGGCAACGUAUAUUCUUUGUAGAUCCCAGUUGUUGUUAGCAAAGCAGUUACAUUUAAGUGCAAAAAAUAAAAACUCUACAAGCAAUA
Messenger RNA from Dermacentor andersoni, 674 nucleotides. The record is from RefSeq and is a predicted model, not a curated record. Lineage: Eukaryota; Metazoa; Arthropoda; Arachnida; Ixodida; Ixodidae.